Messenger RNA from Pecten maximus, 1377 nucleotides. RefSeq lists its product as uncharacterized. NCBI's taxonomy places the organism in Eukaryota, Metazoa, Mollusca, Bivalvia, Pectinida, Pectinidae. The transcript is spliced from 2 exons. Bases 20 to 571 code for a protein of 183 amino acids. The record is from RefSeq and is a predicted model, not a curated record.
CGAGUUAACCACUGACACGAUGGUUGUUGUAGACGAUAAAGGAACUACUAUCAUCAUGUUCCUGCUGAUAAUAUUUUCUAAAAGUGAAUCAGCUAUGUUUGAUACAUCAUAUAUGUUCGGCAAGUUGUGUUAUUAUCAUUCUAUCAAUAUUACAUCGUCUGACUACGCUUCGGCAUUGGAAUGCGCUGUAUCCUGUUCGGAAAAAUCUGGUUGUGGAAUAUUGCAGUUUUGUGUAUCGGAAACGAUACGGAAUUGUGCUCUUCUAAAUUCAUACGCUCCACAGAAUGAUUCGAGCUGUUUGAAUUCUACCUCUCCAACAACCUGGAUGUGUAAAUAUUACGCCAAGAUCCAAUCACCGACAAAUGUCACACUCACAACGGCUAUAACAACUUCUCCAUCAACACAAACAUCGGUGACGGAGAGCUAUGGACAAUCAACACCACAUAACGAAACCAUCAACACCACAGAUCAAAGCCAGGCACCAACUGUGGCAAGCUCAACCAUAAAUGCAAAUACGGCAACAACAUUACGUAGCAGUUCCACACAAGAUAGCAGCAGUGAAGACGAUUAAAGUAAUUGUUUACGAUAAAUCCAAUCCAUGAAUUGCAUAGUUGUAUGUGUCUAUAUAAUAGCUAUGUUAAAGUGAGGUUCAAUGGAUCCCGUAACGCAUACUGCGACUUCUGCCACAUUGUAAUGCACGUGUUUUAUUCUGAUACUAAGACGCAUUAACAUAUAUGUAUGAUGUCAUAUAAAUGGACUCAUUACGUCGUGUGUGCUAACAUGUUUUCAUACAUACCGACUAGGGACAUGUUACAGUCAUAAAUAAUGGCGUUUGCAUUACAACUCACAGCUGUCUUGUUUGUUCAUGACAAUGAUAAUGAAACCAUGCUGUCAUUGUCAAAGUUAUGAGUGAGUAAAUCAAAUGCCUCGUGUACAUGUUUAAUGAUUAACGAACUUUACACAAACAUUUGUCAGUAAAUGUUUUAUGGUAAAAAAUCAAGAUAUACCAUUAUGCGAAGCAUUGUCACUAUAUAGUCUGAGAGCUGUGUCGUUGAUGUGCGUUUAAAAACCAUGCAUCACGUGAUACAAUUUUCAGCAUAGCUAUACAUCACAGACCGGAACUAUAAUGGUUCCAAUGUAAAAAGAAGAACAUUGUUAUAAAAUAAAUUCCAACUAAGAAUUAUUUUGUCUACAUUAAGUAUUAUGAAAACAUGCACGUGUACAUAAUAUUGAUGAUAAAGUCUGAAGCAAAAUAAGUGUUCAUCAAAUUUUCAAUGUAUUAUUUUGUUUGCCAAGCAGCACGCGACCACAUUCCAGCUGUACGAACUAUUGACCAAUAUCUUGUUGACUGUCGGUAAGGCGGGAAUAAUCAAUUUU